Molecule: messenger RNA, 1821 nt
Organism: Vicia villosa (hairy vetch)
Lineage: Eukaryota; Viridiplantae; Streptophyta; Magnoliopsida; Fabales; Fabaceae
Product: G-type lectin S-receptor-like serine/threonine-protein kinase SD1-1
Exons: 8
Coding region: 1-1821 (606 amino acids)
Biological process (GO): recognition of pollen; protein phosphorylation
Molecular function (GO): ATP binding; protein kinase activity
Source: RefSeq, a predicted model, not a curated record
AUGGCGCCGCAUGUUCUUCUCCCGCUCGGCGGUGAUGGUGCAGCUUCUUUGCGGCGGCCGGAGGUUUAUGCUAGAGUUUGGAAGAGAAAGAAGAUGAAGGAUUGUAGGGUAAAAUUUGAUAACUAUGAAACUAUUAACAGUUCAACUAUUACUAGAUUGGUGCUAGAUUCAUAUGGAAAUUCACAACGUCUUGUAUGGUCAGAUAGGACACAAAUUUGGGAGGCUAUAUCUUCUCGUCCGAUAGACCAAUGUGAUAAUUAUGUCUUGUGUGGUAUCAACUCUAACUGCAAUAUUAAUGAUUUUCCAAUAUGUGAAUGCUUGGAAGGUUUCAUGCCAAAAUUUAAAUCGAAGUGGGAGUCAUCAGAUUGGUCUGAUGGGUGUGUAAGGAAAACACAUUUAAAUUGUAUCCAUGGAGAUGAAUUUUUGAAGUACAUAAACAUGAAGUUGCCAGAUACAUCAUCAUCAUGGUUUGACAAGAGCUUGAGCCUUGAGGAAUGCAAGACUGUGUGUUUGAAAAACUGUUCUUGUACUGCGUAUGCAAAUUUGGAUAUCAGAUAUGGUGGUAGUGGCUGCUUACUUUGGUUUGACAACAUUGUGGACAUGAGAAGACAUCCAGACCAAGGACAAGAUAUUUACAUACGACUAGCAUCAUCAGAAUUUGGCCAUAAAAAGAAAAAGAGGAACUUGAAGCGUGCUGGAACUCUUGCAGGAAUUAUUGCAUUCAUUAUAGGACUUACCGUUAUUAUAUUGGUCACAUCAACGUCUAGAAAGAAGCUUGGGUGUGUAAAAAUGUUAUUUCACAAGAAGGAGACGGAGGAUGGUGAGCUGGCAACAAUAUUUGAUUUUUCAACCAUCACUGAUGCAACAAAUCACUUCUCUAACCGAAACAAGUUAGGAGAAGGUGGUUUUGGACCGGUGUACAAGGGCAUAAUGGUAGAUGGCCAAGAGAUUGCUGUUAAGAGGCUAUCUAAAACAUCAGGACAAGGAAUUGAGGAGUUCAAAAAUGAAGUAAAAUUGAUGGCAACACUUCAACACCGAAAUCUUGUAAAACUUCUUGGUUGCUCUAUCCAACAUGAUGAAAAGUUGUUGAUCUACGAGUUCAUGCCCAACAGAAGCUUGAAUUACUUUAUUUUUGAUACUACGCGAAGUAAAUUACUAAACUGGACAAAGCGCUUGGAAAUUAUUGACGGGAUUGCUCGGGGUCUGCUGUAUCUCCAUCAGGAUUCUACGCUUAGAAUCAUACAUAGAGAUCUCAAGACAAGCAAUAUUCUUCUUGAUAUUGAUAUGAUCCCAAAGAUAUCAGAUUUUGGUUUAGCCAGAUCAUUUAUGGGAGAUCAAGCCGAGGCUAAUACAAAUAGAGUGAUGGGAACAUAUGGAUAUAUGCCUCCAGAAUAUGCAGUACAUGGAUCUUUCUCAAUAAAGUCUGAUGUUUUUAGCUUUGGAGUUGUGGUACUUGAGAUAAUUAGCGGUAAGAAGAAUCGCGGAUUUUGUGACCCUCUACAUCAUCUAAACCUUCUUGGUCAUGCAUGGAGGCUAUGGAUUGAAGGAAGGCCACUGGAGUUAGUGGAUGAAAUAUCAUAUGAUGCGGCCAUAUGUUCAGAAAUAAAAAGAUUUAUUCAUGUGGGUCUAUUGUGUGUACAAAGGAAACCAGAACAUAGGCCUAACAUGUCAAGUGUGGUUUUUAUGUUAAAGGGUGAAAAAUUACUACCAAAACCAAGUGAACCUGGGUUCUACACAGGAAGAGAUAAUACUAGCACAGAAUCUUCUUCAAAGGAGGGUUCCAUAAAUGAAGCUUCAAUCUCAUUGUUAGAGGCCAGAUAG